Molecule: messenger RNA, 651 nt
Organism: Penicillium bovifimosum
Lineage: Eukaryota; Fungi; Ascomycota; Eurotiomycetes; Eurotiales; Aspergillaceae
Exons: 1
Coding region: 1-651 (216 amino acids)
Source: RefSeq, a predicted model, not a curated record
AUGCCACCUCGCCAACUCCUCUCAACCUUAAUAACCUCCCUCACAACAUCCCGCUGGACCCUAACCCGCACCCUCCGAAGCGAAAACCCCCUCGACCUAACUGGCGAGCUACACGGCACAGCAACGUUCACCCCACAACCACACCAAACCAAAGACCGCGACUGGCUCUACUGUGAAGAAGGCGAAAUCCCCAGCAGUGUAAGCGCAAGCCUCGGCGCCGCCCAGCCCGGUCUCCGCUGGACGAAAAAGUACAUAUGGCGUCUGGCCAGCGGUAGCGACGGCGACAGCGACAGUAACAGCGAGCGGGUGAGCGUUUGGUUUGUGAAGGUUGCGCCAGGCCCAGAGGAAGCGGACUAUCUGUUCCAUGAUUUUGAUUUUGCGGAGUCGGAACAGACGGAAAAGGGGAAAACAGAUCCGGGCGAGUUCGUCGCGCCGCCCGUUCCGCCGUCUGUGCUAUCUGGGGACAAUGGCACGACCGUGCUGAACGCGAGGGGGAACCAUCUUUGCAUUAAUGAUAUGUAUCGCACUGCGUAUGCGUUUCGUAUCAGGGAGGAGACGGGCGAGGUGCUUAGUUGGGCUAGUCGACAUGUUGUGCGGGGACCGAAGAAGGGACAGGAUAUUGUGAAUCGGUAUGAGAGGGUAGUGGUAUAA